Angiostrongylus costaricensis is the source of this 2037-nucleotide messenger RNA. Lineage: Eukaryota; Metazoa; Nematoda; Chromadorea; Rhabditida; Metastrongylidae. The record is from the annotation of a GenBank genome assembly.
AUGGACGACGAUCCAAGUGACCAAUCCAAUUUGGCAAAAGAAACAGAAGGAGAAAAGCAAAAAGAAAGAGAAAUGGAAAAAACGGACGUUAAUUUGGAAGCACCAGAAGGAGAUACUCAAGAGAAGUCAUUUAUCAAAUCAAAGACUAUUUCCAACAAUAUGUAUGGUUUUUUCGGAUAUGUCUCCAUAUGCAGUCAUGGCCAGCCACCAUCGGUGCGCUGGGGUACGAUUUCUCCAGAGGCAACAAAUCGUGGUACAACUUCUGCACCAACAAAUCCAUCAAAUGAACUCGCUCCUAGUCGCGAGAUUGUCUCGCUUCAUGUCGGUCAGGCAGGUGUUCAAAUUGGCAAUGCUUGUUGGGAGUUGUACUGUUUGGAACAUGGAAUCCAGGCAAGCACUGAUCCUGAUGGUAUCAUGCCGGCCGACCAGACUGUAGGAGUCGAGGACUCUUCCUAUAACACAUUCUUCUCAGAGACCCAAAGUGGCAAACACGUUCCGCGAGCUGUUUUUGUUGACUUGGAGCCAACAGUCGUCGAUGAGGUUCGUACGGGAGUCUAUGCUAAGCUUUUUCAUCCUGAGCAACUCAUCACCGGAAAAGAGGACGCCGCGAAUAACUACGCACGUGGACACUAUACAAUCGGCAAGGAAUUGAUUGAUGUUUGUAUGGAUCGAAUCAGACGUCUCACCGAGCGAUGCUCGUCUCUUCAAGGCUUUCUUAUCUUCCACUCAUUCGGCGGUGGAACCGGCAGCGGAUUCGCAGCACUGAUGAUGGAACGUCUAUCGGUAGACUUUGGAAAGAAGGCAAAGCUUGAGUUCAGCAUAUAUCCGGCUCCACAAAUCAGUACAGCGAUGGUUGAACCGUACAACUCUCUGCUGACCACACAUACCACUCUUGAACACUCUGAUUGCUCAUUUAUGCUCGAUAACGAGGCCAUUUAUGAUAUAUGCAGAUCGAAUUUGAAUAUAAGAAGUCCUUCGUAUACAAAUCUGAAUCGUCUGAUCGCUCAAGUGGUCUCAUCUAUUACAGCAUCGCUUCGUUUCGACGGUGCACUAAAUGUCGACCUCACCGAGUUUCAGACAAAUCUUGUCCCCUAUCCAAGAAUUCACUUUCCUCUUGUCACGUACGCUCCUAUCAUUUCAGCGGAAAAAGCUUAUCAUGAACAGCUUACCGUAUCCGAAAUCACUAACGCGUGUUUUGAACCUGGCUGUCAGAUGGUUAAAUGUGAUCCUCGCAAUGGAAAGUACAUGGCAUGCUGUUUGCUAUUCCGUGGUGAUAUCGUGCCAAAGGAUAUAAAUUCUGCGAUUGCCGUGAUCAAAACGAAGCGAGCCAUCCAAUUUGUUGAUUGGUGCCCAACUGGUUUCAAAGUCGGCAUCAACUACCAGCCACCAACAGUGGUACCAAAUGGCGAUUUGGCCAAACUUCAGCGUGCUGUCUGCAUGCUGUCUAACACCACAGCAAUUCAGGAAGCAUGGGCUCGUCUUGAUCAUAAAUUCGACUUGAUGUACGCUAAGCGAGCUUUUGUGCAUUGGUAUGUCGGCGAAGGUAUGGAAGAAGGUGAGUUUUCCGAGGCACGUGAAGACAUCGCGGCACUUGAGAAAGAUUAUGAGGAAAGACUUUGCCCAAUGGUUCACAGAGAAGUCAUCUACCUAGCCAUUGUAAUCGUCAUGAUGGCGUUUCCAUCGAUCUCGGCAAUGAAGAAAAUAAAAAAACCUCGAAGAGAAAGCAUCUACAUCCAUAUGGCAAAGGAUCUUCCAGCUGAUGAGCCUCCACAUACGAAACCUUUAAAGCACAUUGCUGCGUUACGCAGUGAGUUGGCCACACUGGAGGCUCUAGAAGCUGAACGAGCUAAAGUUGCUACUGCUAACGAACAAGCUGCAGAUGUUUCUGCAGGUGUUACUAUCACUGCUUCUGCUCCUGAUGCUACCGAAGGUGCUACUGUUACCGUACCUACUACUGGUCCUGUUGCUGUAGAAACUGAGUCGUUGUCUGUUGUCGAUUCCCACCAGGUUUGCCAAGUACCUGCUCAAUGUUCUUGA